AUGGUAGAGAUAGAUACUAGUACUUCUCCUAAAGAGUCAUUGGAGACGACGACUGUUCAGUCCCCGACCUCUAGCUCCAAAUACAGUAAGCAUAUCGUGUUGACUACCUACCCCGGCCAAAGCGGUAUCGAUCCGGUUCCUUUAAAAUGGGGUGCCCCCGAUGCAACAUCUCGCGGUCCUGUCGUCGUUUCCCGCAGUGGUGCUCUGAUCAAGCGCCGUAAUGCUAUGGGCGCGCAUGGUGGGAGUUACAGUAUUUACAACGCCCUGGCGAUCGCAGCGGGCGACCUGGACUCCGAUUUCCGCCCUGAUUUCCGCAACACUGAACCUACCUUCAACUUUCCCUGGCAGCCUGCCUGGGCUGACAAGACCAAAAUUGUCUCCAUGGACCCCUACGGGCAUGAUAUUGUCAAUCAAUUCCGGGAGGAGAUUAAUGCUGGCUGGGAUAUUCGCCCUACGAUGGCGGUGACCCGUGCUAAUAUGAAACUUUCUGAGAUUGGGGAAGCUAUACGUGAUGGGCAGUUGGAAGUUGAUGGCUCAAUUGUUGUCGACUCUUCUGGUGAAGUCCGCGUUACUAAAGUUGCUGUUGAACCGGUUUGGUACCUGCCGGGUGUUGCUGAGCGGUUUGGAGUGGAUGAGCCCACACUCCGUCGGACUUUGUUUGAGCACACGGGUGGAAGUUACCCUGAGCUGAUUACAAGACCUGACCUUAAGAUCUUCCUUCCUCCGAUUGGAGGCCUUACAGUAUACAUCUUUGGUCCUCCGGAGCGAGUAUCUGAUGAGAAGGUGAAACUUGCCUUGCGGAUUCACGAUGAGUGCAACGGAAGUGAUGUGUUCCAGUCUGAUAUUUGCACAUGUCGACCUUACUUGGCAUUUGGCAUCCGUGAAGCAAUCCGAGAGGCGCAGAAUGGAGGUAGUGGUGUUGUUAUCUAUUUCCGGAAGGAAGGUCGUGCAUUAGGAGAGGUGACCAAGUAUUUGGUCUACAAUGCCCGCAAACGCGGAGGUGAUACCGCCGAUAAAUAUUUUACAAGAACUGAAAAUAUUGCUGGGGUUCGAGAUAUGCGUUUCCAAGCCCUCAUGCCCGAUAUCCUGCAUUGGCUGGGCAUUAAGAAGAUCGACCGGAUGCUUUCCAUGUCCAAUAUGAAGCACGAUGCCAUCGUCGACUCGGGAAUCAAGAUUCUUGAACGGGUUCCUAUACCAGAGGACAUGAUUCCUGACGACUCGCGGGUCGAGAUUGAUGCAAAGAUCAACGCUGGAUACUUUACUACCGGAAAGCAGUAUACUAUGGACGAGCUGGCUCAGGUGCGCGGGCGUGGCUGGGAAAAGUGGGAGGACGUUACGGUAAUAAUGGCAUCGCAGCACCCCGCAGUUAGUCCUCAACCCCACGUUCCCAAACCGGGAGUAUGGUGCCCUGCCGUAACAUUCUUCAACCACGAGACAGACACUCUAGACCUUGAGUCUCAAAAGCAAUACUAUGCGUAUCUCUCCAAGACCGGCCUCGCCGGUCUCGUUAUCCUCGGAACAAACUCGGAGGCCUUCCUCCUCACCCGGGAAGAGCGCUCCCAACUCAUCGCUGCCGCCCGCGAAGCCGUCGGCCCUGACUUUCCCCUGAUGGCCGGUGUGGGCGCACACUCCACUAAGCAAGUGCUGGAGCUCGCAGCAGACGCAGCCGCCGCCGGUGCAAACUACCUUCUUGUCCUGCCCCCUGCUUACUUCGGCAAAGCCACCACAAAUACGGUCGUGACGCGGUUCUUCGCCGACGUUGCGCGUCAGGUAGCUCUUCCUGUCGUGGUGUAUAACUUCCCCGGCGUCUGUAACGGUGUGGAUCUUGACUCGGAAACCAUCACUGCUAUCGUGCGGGAGUCUGCGGCGUCUAGCCCCGACGGUGUCUCGAAUGUUGUCGGCGUGAAGCUUACUUGUGCCUCUGUGGGUAAGAUCACCCGGUUGGCGGCUACAUUCCCACCGUCUGAGUUCGCUGUAUACGGUGGACAAUCGGAUUUCUUGAUAGGGGGGUUGAGCGUUGGGUCGGCUGGGUGUAUUGCGGCCUUUGCGAAUGUGUUCCCGCGCACGGCAUCUAGGGUCUAUGAGUUGUAUGCUGCUGGGAAGGUGACCGAAGCGAUGGAGCUGCAGAGGAAAGCUGCAUUGGCGGAGAGUCCCUGUAAGAGUGGAAUCGGUCCGACUAAAUAUGCAACUGCGAUUUACACGGCUCCGUUGGCGGGCAUUGAGGGGGCAAUAGAGAAGCUAAAGCCAAGGACGCCAUAUGAGGAGCCGGCGGAGGGUGCAAAGAAGCAGGUUCGGGAGUUCAUGGAUGACAUGGCGUCGGUUGAGGUGACCCUUUAG
Aspergillus ochraceoroseus IBT 24754 is the source of this 2337-nucleotide messenger RNA. Its product is annotated as putative GTP cyclohydrolase II. Lineage: Eukaryota; Fungi; Ascomycota; Eurotiomycetes; Eurotiales; Aspergillaceae. The transcript has 4 exons. Gene Ontology annotation, molecular function: lyase activity; GTP cyclohydrolase II activity. Gene Ontology annotation, biological process: riboflavin biosynthetic process. The coding region runs from base 1 to 2337 and encodes 778 amino acids. The record is from RefSeq and is a predicted model, not a curated record.